CAGCUAACAUUGGUCAGCGUACAGUCCUUCAGAGGGAAACAGGUUCUCCUAACAAUCAUCUGCCAAUAAUAGUACAGCGUCCGGCUAAGCUUCUUGAACACCCUGGCGAACUUGUCAGCAUCACAAAUUCUCUAUAGGGCUUCAUCCAAUCUGUUGAAGAAAUUCCAAACUUCCUCUCAGGUGCUCCAAACUCAAGAUGAGUCGAUCUGCAUCCCUCGCGCAGUACCAGCGCCAUUCAGUCCAUCUCAUGUCUAAGGUUCUCAACGUCCGCGCCAAUACCUCACCCUUUACACUCGUCCUGGAUGACCUUAACCAGCGGGCACAUCCUUUUCUAACUGAGAUGAUGCGACGCGCGAUAGCUCGGAACGUCAAUGUUGUUGUCGUUGCUUUUGAAUCAUCACAUUUCAUGUCAGCUAUCUGCACCGUCACUGGGUUUGGCGCCACUGGGGAGGACAUCAUGCAUGGAUUGCGCAAGGCCCUGAGUGGUACAAAAGACAGCCUCGUCAUCAUCGACUCUCUAUACGAUGCGCUCAAUGAGAAGGGCAUCGGUAUGGGCAGGCUCUUCAAUAUGGUCGCUGGCGAGUUCGCGUCCACCCUUGUCGGCGUCUAUCAUCAAGACAUGCUACCUGGCCAUAACGUACGACCAGAGACUCCGUAUGCUCCGCAGGCACUUGACCUGGUAACUUAUAUGGCGACUUCGGUCAUUACCUGCAAAUCUUUAGCUCACUGUCUUGCCGCCAAGGCAGCCAGAGAGCGCAGUUUGCCUGAGCCUACCCACGGUUUGCUCCAGGAAGCCGAAGGCGUCGUCCAAUGCCUCGACGCCAAUGAUCGUCGUGGCAUCGUCCUCGAGGCUGAAUUCCGACGCAAAUCUGGCCGUGCUGAGGGCGAGACUUAUUUUCUUCGACCUGGCCAUCGCUCGGAUUAUCAAGCUCCCGUCGGCGGUUCGCCUUUUGGUACACUGAAGCAAGAAUUUGUUAUUCUACUUGAUCAGCUUCCUGCGUACACGAGCCAGGACACGAAAGGGUUUGCAAAGGCCGCUGACAAUGAGAUGGAAUCGACGUUUAACCUCGGCCUUACCGACAAGCAGAAGCAGGCACGCGAAGGCAUUGUCCUUCCAUACUUUGAUGCUCAGAAGGGUGAGGGUGGUGAGGGCGGUCGUAUUCUAUACGAUAUGGGCUCUGAGGAUGACUUUGACGAGGAGGAAGAUGAGAUUUAAGCAGCUUGGCCUUGGUUUAUUUUGAAUGCUGCUGGUCAUGCGUUUUAGGAGAACAUAUCAGAUACCCUGCAUGGUAUGGCGUUAUGGAAUAGAAGAGAGGUACCACUUGGCUAUAGACGAUCGUUUGUUCGUCGAAGGUGGGAUUUUGUACAUGAGAAGCGCA
Bipolaris sorokiniana ND90Pr is the source of this 1379-nucleotide messenger RNA. RefSeq lists its product as uncharacterized. The record is from RefSeq and is a predicted model, not a curated record. Gene Ontology annotation, cellular component: nucleus; cytosol; elongator holoenzyme complex. Gene Ontology annotation, biological process: tRNA wobble uridine modification. NCBI's taxonomy places the organism in Eukaryota, Fungi, Ascomycota, Dothideomycetes, Pleosporales, Pleosporaceae. Gene Ontology annotation, molecular function: tRNA binding. Bases 197 to 1216 code for a protein of 339 amino acids. The transcript has a single exon.